AUGCAGGUGUGCGUGCUUGGCUUGGGAGCUUACACUUCUGUGAAGACUCUUCAGAAUUCAAAUUACGCUCUCGCUUUCGGAUGGGGGUGGCGACACGUUUGUGGAACGCGUUUCUUUAUACUACGUACGUUGUUUACAGUGGUGAACGCUCUUUUCUACGAGUUGAACAUGGAUCUCAUUACGUUUUACUACUACGUCUUGGAGCAGGCCGGUGUGUAUAAAGGAAGCCAACGAAAUUUUGAAAAUGAAUUGAAAGAUAUGGCCAUGAACAGGGCACAGAGAAACCAUCUGUCGAACCGUCUCAAAGGAGUUCGUGUAAAAACCGACAAGGCGAUUGUGUACGACAGGAACGGUCGGGUUUCCAUGUCGGAGCGCCAUGGUAAAUUUGAAAAGGUUCUCGAUUGCCCUCCAACUCGUUAUAAAAUGAAUGAUGGGAAGUUUAUGGCCGAAGUAUACCACCAUUGCCGAUGGCCACUUCGGUAA
This is a messenger RNA of Ostertagia ostertagi, 483 nucleotides long. The record is from the annotation of a GenBank genome assembly. NCBI's taxonomy places the organism in Eukaryota, Metazoa, Nematoda, Chromadorea, Rhabditida, Trichostrongylidae.